Polypterus senegalus (gray bichir) is the source of this 5558-nucleotide messenger RNA. RefSeq names its product A disintegrin and metalloproteinase with thrombospondin motifs 16. The record is from RefSeq and is a predicted model, not a curated record. Gene Ontology annotation, molecular function: metalloendopeptidase activity. Gene Ontology annotation, cellular component: extracellular matrix. The transcript has 23 exons. Bases 537 to 4226 code for a protein of 1229 amino acids. Gene Ontology annotation, biological process: proteolysis; extracellular matrix organization. NCBI's taxonomy places the organism in Eukaryota, Metazoa, Chordata, Cladistia, Polypteriformes, Polypteridae.
GCGCGAUUCAGAAAAGGAUGGGGGGUCACUUUUCCUUGAGAGUGCUGUUUUGUGGGACUAAUGUGCGAGAAACAAAAUGUGAUUUAUAAACAGUUGUACACCCUGCGCAAAUGAAAAAAAAAGGUUAUUUUUCCCCUCGUAUUUUUUGUUUCGUCUCUUCUUCCUCCUCAAUAGCUGUGAAAAAAAAAGCUUAAAAGAAGAAGCCCCUGCCCUCAGGUCAACUUACACAGAUGGGACGGAAAACUGUCUGUGCGUUUUAAAGUGGAAAGCUUAAGAUCUCCUUUGAAUCUCUCAAGAAAGAAGGCAAGAAAGAUUGUGUUAUGAAAGAAAGUGGACGUAGAGUAAGUGUGACUGUGUGCCUCGGAUUAGGCAGGCUGGAGCCUCCAGAGCGACCUGCCAUGUGUUGCCGGACAAACCGAUAGAAUCCCUGAUGUUUCACUCCGUUGUGCUGUCAUGCUGACUUUAACGAGUGUGAGCUCGUGCUGCUGAUCUCGUGCUUGUUAAGUUGCCGGAGUUUACUUUGAAGAAUUGGAACAAUGGCAUUGUUGCAGUCUUUGGCAAAGAGGACGGGUUUUAGGAGAGCAUGCGUUUUAUUGCAAGUUUCCAGUAUGUUUCUGUUGUGCCUGAUAUCGCAAGCGGCGCAAGCAACAGAUGUUGAGUACCGCGUAACAGACCCCUUUGAUGUUUCCCAAAACACUGAAUAUGAAAUUGUUACUCCAUAUGAAGUUAACCAAGAUGGACUCUACAUCUCUCACACAGUUGAUCAUCACCACAGAAGGAAACGGUGGGCCAUCAAUAUGGCGGAUGCAUCCAUCCAUCUUAAACUGCAUGGCUUUGGCCAAGAUUUUCACUUAGAACUUCAGUCAUCCAAAAAUCUUCUAGCCCCUGGAUUUAUGAUUCAGAUGUUAGGGAAAAAUGGAACAACACACGUUGAGACUUACAAGGAGGAUGACCUUUGUUUUUAUCAAGGAUCACUGAGAUCCAAAAUGAAUUCUUCUGUAGCACUUUCUACAUGUAAUGGCAUGACAGGUUUGAUCAGGACGCAGGACGCGGAUUACUUCUUGAAGCCUUUACCCCUGCAACUUGCACUUAAACGGAACUACACGGCCCCCACUGGACACCAGCCCCACGUCCUCUACAAGAGAUCCACUGACAAUCAGAAACCCUUAGUGGACAAUGAAGUCCUAAUGGCGAGACGUCCCAGGCGCUUUGAUUUCUACAGAGGAGGAAACCAAAGUCGGAGCGAGCACAGCGACUACAAGCAUGGACGGCUUCAGAAGCAGCAUUACUGCGGAAGGCGCAAGAAAUAUAUGCCCAAGCCUCCAGAAGAAGACAUUUACAUUUUGCCAGAUGAAUAUAAGUACUUAUCCAGAACCAAACGAUCAGUAAUGUUCAAGUCCCAUAGGAACAAGCAGCUGAAUGUUGAGACUCUGGUGGUAGUGGACAGGAAGAUGAUGGAAAACCAUGGAAAUGAAAAUAUAACUACUUACGUCUUAACUAUUCUGAAUAUGGUUUCUUCCCUUUUUAAAGAUGGGACUAUAGGAGGAAACAUCAAUAUUGUGAUUGUGGGAUUAAUUCUUCUUGAAGACGAUCAGGCAGGACUGGUCAUCAAUCACCAUGCUGAUCACACUUUGAACAGCUUCUGCCAGUGGCAGUCAGGACUAAGUGGGAAGGAUGGAAGCCGCCACGAUCACGCCAUUCUUUUAACCGGAUUGGAUAUCUGCUCCUGGAAAAACGAACCCUGCGACACUUUAGGUUUUGCACCCAUCAGUGGAAUGUGUAGUAAAUACCGGAGCUGUACCAUUAAUGAAGACACCGGACUUGGACUGGCAUUCACUAUUGCCCAUGAAUCUGGCCAUAACUUUGGGAUGAUUCAUGACGGUGAAGGCAAUGUCUGUAAGAAGUCUGAGGGCAACAUAAUGUCUCCCACAUUAGCAGGCCACAAUGGAAUCUUUUCUUGGUCUGCAUGUAGUCGGCAAUAUCUGAACAGAUUUCUAAGCUCUGCCCAAGCCACCUGCCUAGUAGACGAGCCCACGUCCACGAGGGAGUACAAGUAUCCGGAGAAGCUUCCAGGGGAGCUGUAUGACGCCGACACCCAGUGCAAGUGGCAGUUUGGGGAAAAGGCCAAACUCUGCACUCUGGACUUCAAAAAGGAUAUAUGCAAGGCAUUGUGGUGUCACCGAGUUGGCAGGAAAUGUGAAACAAAGUUCAUGCCGGCUGCUGAAGGGACUGCAUGUGGCCCUGAUAUGUGGUGUCGUCGAGGACAGUGUGUGAAACAUGGAGAUGAAGGCCCCCGAUCUGUUCAUGGCCAUUGGUCAGACUGGUCCAAAUGGUCUACCUGCUCCAGGACAUGCGGUAGUGGGGUGACGUACAGAGAACGGCAGUGCAAUAACCCAAGGCCUGUGUAUGGUGGAAGGUUCUGUGAAGGCUCCUCUCGGGUGUACAAAUUGUGCAAUACUCAGAUGUGUGACCCGGGCAGCGUUGAUUUCCGAUCCAAGCAGUGUGCUGAAUUUAACAGCAAGCAGUUCCGAGGCUGGCAUUACAACUGGAAACCUUAUACUCAAGUUGAAGAGCAGGACGCCUGCAAGCUCUACUGUUAUGCUGAAGGCUAUGACUUCUUCUUCGCUCUCUCCAGUAAGGUGAAAGAUGGCACCGCCUGUUCUGAAGAAAGCACAAACGUGUGCAUUGAUGGAACAUGUGAGCAAGUUGGCUGUGAUCGCAUUUUGGGUUCCAGUGCUGUGCCAGAUAUCUGUGGAGUCUGCAAAGGCAACAAUUCAACAUGUAAAAUCUACAAAGGCCAUUACAGCAAGCAGCACUACAACAACCAAUACUACCACGUUCUAACUAUUCCAGCAGGAGCUCGCAGCAUUCGUGUAUUUGAGAUGAACAGCUCCAGUUCCUAUUUAUCUGUGAGAAAUCUGCAGCAGAAGUAUUACCUUAAUGGACAAUGGACAAUCGAUUGGCCUGGUCGACACAAAUUCGCCGGAACAAUCUUUGAGUAUAAGCGGCCAUACCAUCGCCCAGAGACCCUUUCGUCAUUAGGACCAAUUAAUGAGACCCUGAUUAUUGAGAUUCUCCUGCAAGGCAGAAACCCUGGCAUAGGUUGGGAAUAUACACUUCCAAAGUCGGAGCCUGACAGGAAGCCAAUACCAAAGCACAACUUCACCUGGGCCAUCGUCCGGUCUCAGUGCUCUGUGUCCUGUGGUGGAGGCCAGAUGACUACAAAAGCAGCCUGCUACAGGGACCUCCAAAUGCAAGUGAACACCUCGUUCUGCAACCCCAGGACACGUCCCAGGACAGGAGUGGUUUCCUGCAGCACCCAGACUUGUCCUCCAAGCUGGAGAUCUGGCGACUGGGGGGAGUGCAGCCGGAGCUGUGGAGCUGGUGAACAGAUGAGGGCUGUCAGCUGCGUCCAGAAGACACCUAACCACGAUAUGCAGGCGCUGGCGGACUCCAAGUGCCAGGCACCAGUCCCCCUACGCAGGCAAUCAUGCAACAUGCACAGCUGUCCACCUGCUUGGAGUGUUGGACCAUGGUCUGAGUGCUCCCGUAAAUGUGGCAAAGGGCAGAAGAAGAGAACAGUGGUGUGUAAGAGCACGAACCCGUCUCCAAAGCCACAAAUCCUUCCAGACAGUGCUUGCAUUACAGAGGAUAAGCCCAAAUCACAAGAAAGCUGCUUUCUGAAACGUUGCCAGAAGCACAAAAAAGUCCAGUGGUUUGUCUCCACCUGGCAAGAGUGCUCUGUAACUUGUGGUAAAGGCAUUCAGAAGAGGCUCCUGAAAUGUGCUGAAAAGGACGAUGAAGGAAAAUAUAAAGAGCUUGCGGCAAAAAAAUGUCAGCAUAUCCCGAAGCCGUCUUUAGACCUCGAGAAGGAAUGUGACCUUCCUGCCUGCCCCAGGCCAGCCGCACCUCAGCUUCCCAGCAGUAGUUUAGCCAACUGGUACACCUCUCCAUGGUCUCAGUGCACAGUGACCUGCGGAGGUGGUGUUCAAGCUCGCUCCGUGCAAUGCUUGGCUUUUGGUAGACCAUCCUCAGGAUGUCUCCUUCAUUCAAAGCCGGUGAUGUCUCAAGCCUGCAAUACCAACUUCUGCCCAUCAUUGGAAAAAAAAGAUGUCACCUGCAAGGAUCAUUUCAGCUGGUGCUACCUUGUUCCCCAGCAUGGAGUUUGCAAUCACAAGUUUUAUGGCAGGCAGUGCUGCGCUUCGUGCUCUCAGUCAAACCUCUAAGUCCUGAUGAACAGUUUGCCGGAUUGGAGAGAAUGUCAUUUCUCUCCCUAGGAAGCAGCCACAUAACUGUAAGUCUCACCCAAGCUUUUCUGGUAAGGUCGCCAAACUGCAGAACAGAGCUGGACUUUUUUUUUAAGUUUUGCUGACAUGGUGAAAAUUCCAAAUAGCGACGACUGGACGUGAGCUUUCCGGCCUUGCCAACCUGGACCACCCCACCCACCCCCCCCUCAUUUUGAGUGUUUAAGCACUGUUAAGGUCCACGUGAGAAGUCUUAAAACAAGAUCUUUGGACCGAGAGAAGUAACGUCAAAAGGAAGAGACACAUACGCCAUUUAACAGCCCUGCACAGACUUUGCCAUUAGAGGAAACUGAAACAGGCUGAUCUACAUGGCUGAUCUGGUCCCGCUCUUCUCAAAUUAGUGCUGCGCUUGUCUGAGGGGGCCGUGUUUGAAGCUUUUUCUGAUGCCUAAGAAUGUUUCUUCAGACAAGUCAAAAGGUCACUGACCAGCAAGUACACAGCUGUGUGCAGAGAACCAUGGCGAGGUUUGCUUUUUCCUUUCACAAUAGAAAUCACAAUGUGCCUGGGUUGUCUUUUGGUGUUCUGCAACGGAGGGGAACAAAAUAAAAGGGCUGAUUAUAACCUGUUUGUUUUACCUCAUCCACCAUUGAGAGAAGCCAAGUGCCAACCCUGCGGCGUGCCACAGCUUCACGGCCUGUCGUCGGCCACUUCCUGGAGAUUUGAUUUCAAUACAAUGGUGCUAUUCUGAGUUCUGCUGACAAGGAGAAUGGUCCUGAGUUGUUACGUGUGCGGAGGUCUCAGAGAUAAGACUCGUCCCCAUGGCACAUUGACGAGGCACAGUAGAGAGGAACGCCAGCCUACGGAUGGUUUUAUUUCUAUGGAAGGGUUUUAACGUCUUUCUUCUGUGCGGUUUUUGCCAUUUCAAUGGACCCUCUGCUAUCUUUCAUUGCGUAUUGUGGCCUGAAUAUACGAAAUGCAUUGCAGAUAAGCUCUUUUUUUUUGGCUACUUCUCGGCUUUUUACAGUAGAUGUUAAAUUUGCAAUUACACAUUUUCAGGAGUACAGAGCAAAAUGAGAAUGCAAAAUAUAACCUUCUGAACUUCAGAUUUCUUCUUUCUUCACAUGUAAGCACUGAAGCACUCGGCACUCUGGGGGUACGCUGCACACUUGGAAAAAUGCCACCUCACCUAGGGACAGUUUCAUUUCGGAUGAUGCUGUUAUUUAAGAAUUUUACGGUGCAGCUGUACGGUAGUAUCGAUAUUUAUGGAUUUCUGAAAUUUUUUAAAUAAAUUUUUAAUAAAAAGUUUUGUUUGCA